Molecule: messenger RNA, 7989 nt
Organism: Labrus mixtus (cuckoo wrasse)
Lineage: Eukaryota; Metazoa; Chordata; Actinopteri; Labriformes; Labridae
Gene: ca16b
Product: carbonic anhydrase XVI b
Exons: 29
Coding region: 601-4827 (1408 amino acids)
Biological process (GO): protein dephosphorylation
Molecular function (GO): protein binding; protein tyrosine phosphatase activity
Source: RefSeq, a predicted model, not a curated record
GUAGGAUGGGACUAGUAGCCAGAGAUCCGUGCAUGCCUGACCGCUAGUCUACUUCCUGGAUGGCAGAAUGGGACCACUUUUCUUCGCAUUGUGCAUUGCCCUUCGUCACGCUGCCGCCGCGGAUAAUCACUUAACAAUGACCACGUGUAAUCAAUGAUAUUCGACCACUUUUUCCUGUAGUUAAAGGCAGCGACUGAUCGCCGAUUGACCCCCCUGCACACUUCGGGAAUGUCGCUAUCUGGAAGCCCGCUACAGGCACGGCGUAGUCCCACAGAUUUUCAACUGUUUUUGCACGGCGUAACGUGCUUUUCCUGGAAGCUGAAAACAGCCCCUGCUGGGUCUGGAGGCGAAUAAAUCUCUCUUUUUUUUUUGAAAAACAGUGACUCUGUCUGUCGCCUAAAAAAAAAAAAACCCUAACCCGUUUUUUUUUUACUUUGAUGCUCUCUGCCUGGCUGCAGAGCACAACUUGGUUUUCAGCUCGGGUCGUGUGUAUGUGAUUUUUUUUUUUUUUUUUUUUUAAAGAAGAAGAAGAAGAAGAAAAAAAAAAUCAGAAACUUUGUCACCCAUUGCCUUCUUGGUACUCUCGAUGAGUAGCCUAACAUGCGGAGAAUACGGGAACCGAGUUACUGGUGGAUUUUAUCCUUAAUGUUUUUAACCUUGCCCAAACACAAAGACUGUCAUCCCGUUGCAUCGGCUGGCCUACCUCACCAUGCCGGCGACGGGCACCAAAAGAGCACAGGAGCAAUGAGGGAGAGGAGGGCAUCGGGUGACCCUUACUGGUCCUAUUCAGGAAGCCAUGGACCUCGAGGCUGGGAUGCCUCAUACCCAGAAUGUGGAGCGAAGAACCAAUCACCUGUGAACAUUGCAGAUGAACAAACUCUGGUUUCAGAGGAAUAUCAGGAGCUCGUGCUGGAGAAGUUUACCGCUGAGUCAUCCAACCAGACCACCAUGAAAAACACUGGAAAGACAGUUGCUGUUCUCCUGAAGGAUGACUACUUUGUAAGAGGGGCUGGGCUACCGGGCCGUUUUAAGGCUGAGAAGAUGGAGUUUCACUGGGGCCAGAGUAAUGGAUCAGCAGGCUCAGAACACAGCGUAAAUGGCAGACGGUUCCCUGUGGAGAUGCAGAUCUACCUUUACAACUCCGAUGACUUUGACAGCCUCAGCGCUGCCAUCAAGGAAAGACGCAUCAUCGCUGCUAUGGCCGUCUUCUUUGAGCUGGGGCAAAAAGACAAUCCUGCCGUGGAGCCCAUCAUCCAGGGAUUGAAAGGAGUGGUGCAUCAUGAAAAGGAGACCCACCUCCGGUCGUUCAUCCUGAGGGACCUUCUGCCAUCGUCGGUGGACAGUUAUUACCGAUACACGGGCUCUCUAACCACCCCGCCCUGCAGCAAGGUCGUGGAGUGGAUCAUCUUCUCCAGGCCAGUGUAUCUGUCCCACUCACAGCUGGAGUUCUUUUACCACAUCUUCACAACAGAGCAACAGGACCACGUCAAGUCUGUGGACUACUUGAGGAACAACUUUCGGCACCUGCAGAACCUCGACAACAGGAAGGUCUAUAAGUCUGCCGUAAAAGACGCAUGGCAGAGAGAUUUGACUGAGAUUAUGGAAAGCCCUCACGGCACUGAGUCUUCAAGAGUGUGCAGCAGCGCCCCAGUGAGCAUGAAGAUCAAGCCGCUGAACCAGACGGCAUUGAUGGUGAGCUGGGAACGGCCUCUGACCGACUACCACCCCCCCAUCACCAGCUACAUGGUGUCCUACAGCUGGGUGAAACGAGAUGUCGCUGAUGAAAAGACCUUCACCAAGACAGGAGACCAGAGCAUGAAAGCAGUCAUCACUAAUGUGUCCCCUGACGUGCUGUACCUGUUCAGGGUGCAGGCUGUGUGUCAGCACGACCUGCGCAGCGAUUUCAGUCAAACGCUGCUUUUCAGAGCUAAUACCACGAGAAUAUUUGAAGGGUCUCGUAUUGUAAAGACUGGGAUGCCAACAAUUUCUCCUGCGUCCUCAGCCGACAUGGCUCCCAUCAGCUCGGGUUCCUCCACUUGGACGUCCUCUGGCAUCCACUUCUCCAUCGUCUCCAUGGCAACAGGCAUGGGCCCCUCCUCAAGCGGCAGCCAGGCCACUGUAGCAUCGGUGGUGACCAGCACCUUGCUGGCAGGCUUGGGCGUGAGUGGAGGGGUCCUCUCUUCUCUGCCCAGCUCUGCGUGGCCCACACAAGCACCCAAAGCAACGCAGAACCCCACCCGUCCAUCAGCCCCGCCAGAGAAGUCCAGCACAGAGCAGGGGCCGCUUCGCGCUUCUGAGACGGACGCCCCGUCUGAGGAGAGCAAGGCCAAACGUGAGGGCGAAGAGUCGGAGAAGGAGGAGGAGGAGGGAGAGGGAGAGCAGGAGGAGGGAGAGGAUGAGAAGAAGACAAAGAGCAAAACUGGGCCUCAUAAUGAGGAGAAGCAGGCGAACAGCACUGUGGCCAAAGAGCCUUUUAUACCCACCCCUGCGUCUACAGCCAAAGAGAAAGGAGAGGGGAACUCUACGGUCAGAGGCAGCACAGCACCUGAAAGCACUGCAGAUGACCAGUUAGUAAACGUAGAGAAUAAUCACACAGAUAUAAAUGCAGUCUCCACUCAGGAGCCUCAAAACGACAGCGCAGAGAUGCAGAUUCCCCGGAGCUCCACACUGUCUCCAAAGAUCAACAGGGACGAUAAGAGUAACUGGCCUUUUUCUGUCCACACUGACGGGACCAUCUUGUCCAACGUGACCCGCAGCCCUCAACAGGGGAUGGGCCGGAUGGUGUGGAUCGUCCCCCUGGUGGUGGUGUCUGCUCUCACGCUGCUCUGCCUCAUCAUGCUGCUGAUUGUGAUGGUCUACUGGAGGAGAUUUUUCCAGACAGCUCACUUCUAUGUGGAGGAGAGCAGCUCUCCACGAGUGGUGGCCAAUGAGAAUAUACCGGUCAUCCCGAUACCAGAUGACAUGGAGGCCAUCCCUGUGAAGCACUUUGUAAAACACAUCAUGGAGCUUUACAAGAACAACCUGCAGGGUUUUUCUGAAGAGUUUGAGGAGGUCCAACGCUCAACAGCAGAUCUGAAAAUCACAGCAGAGCAUUCCAACCAUCCUGAUAACAAGCACAAAAACAGAUACAUCAACAUCGUGGCAUAUGACCACAGCAGGGUGAAACUACGAGCUCUGGCGGGGAAAGAUGCCAAACAUUCGGAUUACAUGAACGCCAACUAUGUGGAUGGCUACAACCGUCCCCGAGCGUAUAUAGCUGCUCAGGGUCCACUAAAGUCCACCUUCGAGGACUUCUGGAGGAUGGUGUGGGAACAGAACACUGGAAUCAUCAUCAUGAUCACCAACCUGGUGGAGAAAGGCAGAAGAAAAUGUGAUCAGUACUGGCCGAUGGAGAACAGCGAGCAGUAUGGGAACAUUGUGGUGACGCUGAAAAGCACCAAAGUGCACGCCUGCUACACACAUCGGCGUUUCCACAUAAGGAACACUAAAGUAAAAAAGGGUCAGAAGGGAAACCCCAAAUGGAAGCUAAACGAGCGCAUCGUGGUGCAGUAUCACUACACUCAGUGGCCUGACAUGGGGGUACCAGAGUACACCCUCCCUGUCCUCACCUUCAUCAACCGCUCGUCAGCAGCUCGCACUGCAGACAUGGGCCCUGUCCUGGUGCACUGCAGCGCCGGGGUCGGGCGCACAGGAACUUACAUCGUCAUUGACAGCAUGCUGCAACAGAUCAAGGACAAAAGCACAGUCAGCGUCCUGGAUUUUCUCAAACAUAUCCGCACACAACGCAACUACCUAGUUCAGACCGAGGAGCAGUAUGUUUUCAUCCAUGAUGCUCUGAUGGAGGACAUCCUGAGCAGAGAGACAGAGGUGCCAGCCUGGCAGCUACACAGUUAUGUCAACAGCAUCCUCACACCAAACUCUGCCGGACGCACGCAGCUGGAGAAGCAGUUCAGGCUGCUGACUCAGUGCAACACACGCUUUGUGGAGUGCUUCAGUGCCCACAAAGACAGCAACAAGGAGAAAAACCGCAAUUCCUCAGUGGUUCCCUCGGAGCGAGCACGGGUCGGACUCACCACUCUGCCAGGCAUGAAGGGAACAGAUUACAUUAAUGCAUCCUACAUAAUGGGUUACUUCAGGAGUAACGAGUUCAUCAUUACCCAGCAUCCUUUGCCCCACACCACCACAGACUUCUGGAGGAUGAUCUGGGACCAUAAUGCUCAGAUUAUAGUCAUGCUGCCUGACAACCUGGGACUGGCUGAGGAUGAGUUUGUUUACUGGCCAAGUCGGGAAGAAGCCAUGAACUGCAUCGCCUUCACUGUCACACUCAUCAGUAAGGACAGACUGUGCCUCUCCAACGAGGAGCAGAUCAUCAUCCAUGACUUCAUCCUCGAGGCCACCCAGGAUGACUACGUUCUGGAGGUGAGACACUUUCAAUGCCCUAAAUGGCCGAACCCCGACGCUCCGCUCAGCAGCGCCUUCGAGCUCAUCAGUGUCAUCAAGGAGGAGGCCAUGACCAGAGACGGCCCCACCAUCGUGCACGAUGAGUAUGGAGCUGUGUCAGCCGGCAUGCUCUGUGCUCUCACCACGCUGUCCCAGCAGCUGGAGAACGAGGGCGUCGUCGACAUCUACCAGGUGGCGAAGAUGAUCAAUCUCAUGAGGCCGGGAGUCUUCACUGACAUAGAGCAGUACCAGUACCUUUACAAAGCCAUGCUCAGCCUGGUCGGUAACAGGGAGUGCAGCCUGAGCCCCAUGCACAUGGACACUAAUGGGGUGGUGGUGAUUGCGGAUGAGUCGGACCCUGCAGAGAGCAUGGAGUCACUAGUCUAAAGACUUUCUCACAGGCACUUAAUUUGUAAAAAAAAAAACAAACAAAAAAAAACUCGAACUUUUCUGAGGCCUUUUUUUUGCCAGACUAUUGAUUAAUGAAUAACCUUAUUACUUUUUAUACUGAUAAAAGUUUUUUGAUAUUUAUGUUUUUGUCCUUUAUUCUCUUGUCUUAUUUUGUUAUCCUGCUGAGCGUUUGCACCUGUUUUAAGUUGACGUGAGGAAAAAAGCAGCUCUGUCCAGUUUGCACUAUACUAUCAGUGUUACUGCCUAAAUCCAGUGAGUGAAAAAAAGAAAAACAUCCUGGCAUCACAACACAUCCGGAAUCUAUCCAACCGCGUCAGGACAGACACCUGAAGCAUGAAGACCAGGAGGACUUCAGGCGAUCCACUUCUUAUGUGUCAAAAGAAAACAUCACAUCACGACGUAGCCCAGCAUGCAUUGAGUCACUUUGUCACCUUGAUCAAACUGUAUUGAGGCUCCGCCCACAUGGGGGUCAAAGCUCUUAAUCACAUGCUAAGAGACGAUUACCUGCCUAUUAUUCAUAUAUUGUCCAAAUAUCUCACUGCUGUCUCGUAUAAUGUACUUAUUGCUUAUUUUGGUUGUGUUACAACAUCUAAUGUGAACCUUUAUUGCUUUUUACAGGGAUUUAUAGUGUUCUAUUGUUUUGUAAUAUAUACGUAUAUAUAUUAUAUCCUUCAUAGCCAGCAUAUAUUGUUCUUGUUUAGGAUUUUGCUUCUAUGUCCAAUGGCCAUGGUGAAAUUAAUUUGUUUUUAUUUUGCAUUAUGUAACUUGUUAUAAUUUAUCUACCGUACAUAGCUCAGUUAUUUCCUUCCUUUUUAUUUUUCCAGCUUUUCCAACUCCAGCUGUCAAAGCUCAACUGUUACCACAUGUAAUGGUUCUAUCUGUAGUGACACAGGACAACGUCUACAAGAACUAUUCACCCGACACAAACCUCUCUGUCAUAUUGAAUUGCAUUAUGAAAACACAUUGGAUGUAAUUUGAUUUACUUUUUGGCACAUAAAUAAAAUAACCUUUCAAUUUGAAUGUGGAGACAAAUUGAUUAAACUGACAAAGCUCCAAGUGGACACAACAUUGAUUGGACAAGUAUUCACCCCCCGCCCCCUCUUUAUGACAAUAUUUAUAAACAAAGUACAAAGGCUUUGCUUUCUGUUCAUGACGAAAGCUUUGUUCAUCGGGACCCAUUUGCAGUUUCUCCUGUUGCUCUACCAGAGUUCAGUGAGAUUGUGAGUGCAAAGCGAAGUCCUUCAACUCAUUCUGAACCUGAGACUGAGAUUUAGAAAUGUGACUCAGCCACUCCCAAUACUUUUUUAAAUACAGUCUUAUGUAGCUUUGGCUUUUUAUUUUAUCACUAAAUUGCUGAAAUCUUUUUUUGACUGAGCCAGAAUCCUCCACAGAAGUAUUUUUGGAUGAUUUGACCAUAAACCUUUGGCUAUGUCACAGACUUUCCCUGCAUGAUUUUAUUUUCACCAGAGGCUUGUUCUUUGAGACUGGUUAAAUGUCUCCAAUCUCAGCAAUGACACCCUGCAGCUUCUUCAGGGCGCCCUCACCCUCUCUGUAGUCUCUCUUCUGACCUCGCCACAGUUUUAAACACUGUUUUUUCAGCCUGAGCCGCUCUAGGCAGAUUUUAAAGCUGUGCUUUAUUCCUUCCAUUUUUAUUAUUGUACUAGGGAGAUCCAGUGCCUUGGAAAUGUUCUCAAAUCCUUCUUGUGAUCAGUUAUUUUCACUGAUGUCUGAUAUCCUUUGCUUUCAUAAGGCGGUUUUGCCGAGAAAUGCAGCCCAUUAAACAGCAGUCAGACUUGUAUUCAGAUACAACGAAUCAGUAGUCAAACACAAAUCACACACGUGAUCUCCAUCAAACGGAUUGUGUGAUGUGCAGAAUCAUUGACUUGAAUUUCAUACUAAGGAGAUGAAUUCUAAUGCAAUCAGUGUUUUUCUUCUAUUUCUUCUAAGUCUACAGUCGGUCUUUAAAAAGUCAAUUUUGUGUUGAUCAGUGUAAAAUCAUCAUAAAUACAUCCAUUGUGAUUCUUAAAUGUCAGGAAAGCAUGUAGAAAUCCAAAAGUGGUGAAUACUUCCUGUAGACACUGUUUUUCUUUUUGGUUGGAUUGAUGCUUUAUUUGUAACCAAAGAUGUGGUUCCGGUUUGUACCUGAUGGUUUUUGGCCAGAGAAUUAUAAAAUCACUUUUUGAAAUUUGAAAGCAAAGUGUAAAGCCUUGCCGUACAGAUUACCAGUGACGGUACGUUUCUGACUUCACCCUCAGAAACUCACCUUACUGUUGAAUGUCAGCACACACAAGGCUUUCCUCACCAUAGACGACAAGAUUUAAAGUGCAGACUGUAACCUUUUUCUCUUUAUUUGGCCCCAUAUUCUGUCUCUGCACUAUUUUGUGGCUAACAAUUAUGAGUGCUUUUCAAAGAUCCCUCUUUAUUGAUACUUGUACAUCUUCAAACCUUAUUUUUUUCUGUGAAUAUCCCCUGCUCUGACAGAGGGGAGUUUGCUGAAUUCAGUAAAAACCUCUCCAACAUUUGGAGAAAAGUCCAGAUUUUAUGAUCACUCUGCUCUGCAACUUCGCUUCCUUUGCAACAUUUUCUUCUUCUUUCUUCUAUCGAAUGAAUGCUAAUGGUCCUCUCUGUUUGAUAUUUCUAUGCUCAUUGAAAACACGAGUGCUGUGUCUGAACACAUUUACUUUGAAAAUGACAUUUCUUCUGACUUUAAUGUAAUCUUUGUGAUCACAGAAGUGUAUAUUUUUUAUACAAGAUUUGGUUUGUAUAGUGCCCCUGUAACAGAUUGUACUUUGGUGGGAAAUGUAUUAUCAAGAGAUCCACAAAAAUCCCACUUAGUCUUACUUGCACCUGUAAGGUCCAUACUGACAUUUAAAGCAGAUUUUCUUGAGAUGAGAUCUUCUGUCCAGGGAUGCAGUGUGUCAGCCUCAGUGCAUUUCCGCCAGGUUGGUAGUUAAGUCUAUUUUGUAAUUUAAAGAAAACAAGAAAUGGUUUUGUCCAUAAUAUCAAGUUUAUAUGAUAGUAUCAUAGCCAUACAUUUCUAUGAUGCUGUCAUAUACACUAUCUCUAGUGUAAUAGUGUUAUUUAAUAGGUAAUUGUAUUGCUAUAUAUUAAAUAAAGUUUGGGUUUGGGUGCACAGCC